Messenger RNA from Malaclemys terrapin pileata, 4028 nucleotides. RefSeq lists its product as uncharacterized. The transcript is spliced from 2 exons. Lineage: Eukaryota; Metazoa; Chordata; Testudines; Emydidae. The record is from RefSeq and is a predicted model, not a curated record. Bases 96 to 1457 code for a protein of 453 amino acids. Gene Ontology annotation, molecular function: zinc ion binding; nucleic acid binding.
CCAGUUGGAGCGAAUAUCAGAAGGGGCAACCCGAAACCAAACCUUACCACCGGGGACAACCCAAGGCCCCACCCACAUCCCAAGGGAAACCCCAGAUGCCUUCUCACCCCACCACACCAGUCUCCACCAACCAACAUCGCCCCCAUGAUACCUUAGCAGGGCGAUGUUUUAAAUGUAAUGAACUGGGACAUAUAAAGGCUCACUGCCCCAAGAACCCCAACCGAUUACAGUUCAUUACACCCCAAUUACACCAAAGAUUCCCAGGCCCAGAUGCCUCUCUCAUACCUUCGGAGCAAAGGGAAACCUUGAGAGUGGGCGGAAAGAAGGUUAUCGCUUGGAGGGACACUGGGGCACAAGUGUCAACUAUCCACCAAUCCCUAGUGGACCCCAAACUCAUCAACCCGGAGGCUCCAGUGACAAUUCAACCCUUCGUGUCACAGUCUGUAACCUUGCCUACAGCCAAGUUGCAUGUCCAGUACAAGGACUGGUCAGGAAUGUGGACUUUUGCAGUCUAUGACAAUUAUCCCAUCCCCAUGCUGCUGGGGGAAGACUUGGCCAACCAUGUGAAGCUAGCCAAGAGGGUGGGAAUAGUCACCUGCAGCCAGACUAAGCAAGCUUGCACCCCCAUCCCUGUUCCUGAGCCGUCCACCAGGGCCCUGUCUGUGUUACCAGAGACCCAAACAAAGGUGGUGGAACCGAAUCCCCUGCCAACGACUGCAACAGCCGUAGUGGAUCCAAUCCCAGAGACCCAGCCAAAGCCAGUCCCAGAACUGGAACUGGCAAGGCGACCAGCAACAGACCCAUUGCCAGCACUGAGUCCAGCGCUUGCAAACCCGUCUUCCACUCCAACGCCAGAGGGCACCAGUGAGCCUGACCUGGCAGACGCAGCAGAUAACCCUACCCAAGAGGCUCAGCCAGAGCCUGAAAUACCACAUAGUGCACCAGCGGACAGCGGUUCACAGUCAAUGGAAACAGCCCCAGCACCUGCAUCGCUUCCAGAGGGACCAAGCCCCAGUCCACAGUCCAAGGAGGAACUGAUGUCUCCAGCAUCAAGGGAACAGUUCCAGGCCGAGCAGGAAGCAGAUGACAGCCUUCAGAAAGCUUGGGCAGCGGCACGGAGCACCCCACCGCCUCUCAGCUCUUCUAACCAAUCCCGGUUUGUUGUAGAACAAGGACUUUUAUACAAGGAGACUCUUUCUGGUGGACACCAGGAAGACUGGCAUCCUCAAAGACAGUUGGUAGUUCCCACUAAGUAUCAGGUAAAGCUCUUGAGCUUAGCCCAUGAUCAUCCCAGUGGCCAUUCUCGGGUGAACAGAACCAAGACCGGUUGGGGAAGUCCUUCCACUGGGAGGGAAUGGGCAAGGACAUGGCUAAUUAUGUCCGGUCUUGUGAGGUGUGCCAACGAGUGGGAAAGCCCCAAGACCAGGUUAAAGCCCCUCUCCAGCCACUACCCAUAAUUGAAGUCCCAUUUCAGCAAGUAGCUGUGGAUAUUCUGGGUCCUUUCCCAAAGAAGACACCCAGAGGAAAGCAGUACAUACUGACUUUCAUGGAUUUUGCUACCCGAUGGCCGGAAGCAGUACCCUUAAGCAACACCACGGCUAAAAGUGUGUGCCAGGCAUUAGCAGACAUUUUUGCCAGGGUAGGUUGGCCCUCCGACAUCCUUACUGAUUCGGGAACUAAUUUCCUGGCAGGGACCAUGGAAAAACCUGUGGGAAGCUCAUGGGGUGAAUCACUUGGUUGCCACCCCUUACCACCAUCAAACCAAUGGCCUGGUGGAGAGGUUUAAUGGAACUUUGGGGGCCAUGAUACAUAAAUUCGUAAAUGAACACUCCAAUGAUUGGGACCUAGUGUUGCAGCAGUUGCUUUUUGCCUACAGGGCUGUACCACAUCCCAGUUUAGGGUUUUCACCAUUUGAACUUGUGUAUGGCCGUGAGGUUAAGGGGCCAUUACAGUUGGUGAAGCAGCAAUGGGAGGGGUUUACGCCUUUUCCAGGAACUAACAUUCUAGACUUUGUAAGCAACCUACAAAGCACCCUCUGACACUCUUUAGCCCUUGCUAAAGAAAACCUAAAGGAUGCUCAGGAAGAGCAAAAGGCCUGGUAUGAUAAACAUUCCAGAGAAUGGUCCUUCAAAGUAGGAGACAAAGUCAUGGUCUUAAAGGCACUCCAGGCCCAUAAAAUGGAAGCGUCGUGGGAAGGACCAUUCACGGUCCAGGAGCGCCUAGGAGCUGUUAACUAUCUCAUAGCCUCCCCCACCUCCAACAUAAAGCCUAAGGUAUACCAUGUUAAUUCUUUUAAGCCCUUUUAUUCCAGAGAAUUAAACGUUUGCCAGUUUACAGCCCAGGAAACAGAUGACGCGGAGUGACCUGAAGGUGUCUACUACAAAGGAAAAAGGGAUGGUGGUGUGGAAGAGGUGAACCUCUCCGCGACCCUUGGAUGUCUGCAGCGGCAGCAGAUCAAGGAGCUGUGCACAAGCUUUGCACCAAUUUUCUCAGCCACUCCUGGACGGACCGAACGGGCAUACCACUCCAUUGACACAGGUUGCGAAAUGCACCCGCCACCUUCCAAAGACUUGUAGAUGGUCUCCUAGUGGGAUUGGGAGAAUCUGCAGUUGCCUACCUUGAUGAUGUGGCCAUUUUUUCUGAUUCAUGGACAGAACACCUGGAGCACCUGGAAAAAGUCUUCGAGCGCAUUUGACAGGCAGGACUAACUGUUAAGGCUAAAAAGUGUCAAAUAGGCCAAAACAGAGUGACUUACCUGGGGCACCAGGUGGGUCAAGGAACUAUAAAUCCCCUACAGGCCAAACUGGAUGCUAUCCAAAAGUGGCCGGUUCCAAAGUCAAAGAAACAGGUCCAAUCCUUCUUAGGCUUGGCCGGAUAUUAUAGGCGAUUUGUACCACACUACAGCCAAAUCGCCGCCCCGCUGACAGACCUAACCAGAAAGAAACAGCCAAAUGCAGUUCAUUGGACUGAUGAGUGUCAAAAGGCCUUUCACCAGCUUAAGGCGACACUCAUGUCUGACCCUGUGUUAAGGGCCCCAGACCUUGACAAACCGUUCCUAGUAACCACAGAUGCGUCCGAGCGGGACGUAGGAGCAGUUUUAAUGCAGGAAGGACUGGAUCAAGAAUUCCAUCCUGUUGUGUUUCUCAGCAAGAAACUGUCUGAGAGGGAAAGCCACUGGUCAGUCAGCGAAAAGGAAUGCUACGCCAUUUUGUACGCGCUGGAAAAGCUACGCCCAUAUGUUUGGGGACGGCGUUUUCAACUACAAACCGACCAUGCUGCGCUACAGUGGCUUCAUACCGCCAAAGGGAAUAACAAAAAACUUCUUCGGUGGAGUUUAGCUCUCCAAGAUUUUGAUUUUGAAAUACAACACAUUUCAGGGGCUUCUAACAAAGUUGCUGAUGCACUCUCCCGGGAAAGUUUCCCAGAAUCAACUGGUUAAAAAUUGUUCUUGGAAUGUGGAACAUAUUGUUAGUUUUUAUAUAAUCACUAGUAUGUCUAAAGGUGCAUGUGUCUUAUUAACUCUGUUUUCUCUUAGAGCUCCAGGAAGAAAUGCACGGCUGUCCAACACUAUCUGUGAUUUGGGGGGCGUGUCAUAACUAUAAAGGGAAGGGUAACAGCUCUCCUGUGUACAGUAUUAUAAAAUCCCUCCUGGCCAGAGACUCCAAAAUCCUUUUACCUGUAAAGGGUUAAGAAGCUCAUGUAACCUGGCUGGCAUCUGACCCAAAGGACCAAUAAGGGGACAAGAUACUUUCAAAUCUUGGGGGAGGGGAAGGUUUUUGUUUGUGCUCUUUGUUCUCCACAUCUUUCUAAACAAGUCUCUCCUAUUUCAAAGUUGUAAGUAAACAGUCAGGCAAGGCGUGUUAGUUUUACUUUGUUUUCUCAACUUGUAAAUGUACCUUUUACUAGAGUGUUUAUCUCUGUUUGCUGUACUUUGAACCUGAGGCUAGAGGGGGGUCCUCUGAGCUCUUUAAGUUUGAUUACCCUGUAAAGUUAUUUUCCAUACUGAUUUUACAGAGAUGAUUUUUACC